Messenger RNA from Arachis ipaensis, 1788 nucleotides. NCBI's taxonomy places the organism in Eukaryota, Viridiplantae, Streptophyta, Magnoliopsida, Fabales, Fabaceae. The record is from RefSeq and is a predicted model, not a curated record.
UUAUUCAAAUGGUUUCUUUUGGAAGUUGUAGUAUUUAUAGAAGAACAGAACCAUUUUCUUGUGGGUUCAAUUCUCAAAUUUCGUAACAUAUAUGGUUCCUUUAAAUGCUUUCAUUCUAAACCUAAUUGGGGUUCCGGUGCUUCAGAUAAAACCCCCAAAUCGGAACCAAAUAGGAAUAACAAUAGGGUAGGAAUUUUUUGGGACUUAGAACCAAACCCAAUUCCACCUUAUGAAGUUGCCAAUAAGCUUAGAAUUGUUGCAUCUUCAUUUGGGGUUGUUAGGCAUAUGGUAGCUUAUGCAAAUAGCCACACUUUCACCAGUGUCCCACACGCUGUUCGGCAGUGGAGGAAAGAGAAGGAGCUGUAUAAUCGAUUGGAGAGCAAGGGCGUCAUCAAGCGAAAUGAGCCUCAUGUAUGCAGGGUUUGUGGGAGAAAGUUUUACACUAAUGAAAAGCUUGUUAACCAUUUCAAGCAGCUACAUGAGAGCGAGCAAAUGAAAAGGGUGAACCAGAUAGCAUCGGCAAAGGGGAACCGGAGGGUGAAGUUGGUGGCAAAGUAUUCGAUGAAGAUGGAGAAGUAUAAGAAGGCUGCAAGGGAUAUUCUUACUCCAAGAGUAGCGUAUGGUUUGGUGGAUGAGCUGAAACGCGCAGGGUUUUUGGUUCAGUCCGUGUUGGAUAAGCCAGAAGCUGCGGAUCAUGCAUUGGAAAGUCACAUGGUGGAUAUGAUGGAUCAUAGGUGGGUUGAAUGCAUAGUACUUGUGUCGGAUGAUUAUGAUUUCGCUAAUGUAAUAAGGGAAGCGAAGCUACGAUGUCUAAAGACAGUUGUCAUCGGGGAUAAUAACGAUGGUGUAUUGAAGAGGAUUGUUGAUACCUCCUUUUCUUGGGAGGAAAUCCUAAUGGGGAAAGCUAGAAAGGAGGCUGUAUCGGUUGUUGAGAACUGGAAGGAUCAUGAUAUUUUGAAAAGGCUAGAGUGGAAAUACAACCCAGAGGUGGAUAAAAGGAAAUAUGGUACGGCUGACGUGGUUAUUGAAGAAUCAGAAGAUGAUAAUAUUGAAGGUGUUUGUGAUGAUGUUGAUGAUGACUAUAAGGAUGAUGGAGGUUCUUGGUGGGAGUUAGAUUCCAAUGAAAAUGUCACAAAUGAACAGGCACGAAAAUCAUAAUUGAAAAUGAGGUACUGCAUGGUGCUUUUUGCAGGCAUUGCAGCUGAAGCUCUUGUUUAUGGUGAGGCAGAGGGGAGAGAAAAUGAUGAAAAUCUAUUCAGAAACAUCUGUCUUCUUUUGGAGCCCCCAUUAUCUUUAGCUGAGGUAUCUCCACAGUGCAAAAUCGACGCCCCUGUUCUGAUGGGUUGUUGCAGCUGCCAACUGGUUUUACUGGUCUGCAUAUAGUUUUCAGAUGCCCCUCUGUUGGACCUUGUAUAGGAUGAAAGAGUGCCAUGCUGCAAACAAAUGAAGACUUUCAGCUUCAGCAAGUGACCUCUUUGUUCACUUCAGUGUUCACACUGAGACAUGAGCCAUUCCAAAAGUUGCACGCCCCGCUGGGUAUAUUAUAUUCUGUUGCAAACAACCUGUAAUUCCCAUAUUGUCAUAUUGAUAUGUUGUUUGUAUAUUAUAUUUAAGCUAGACAAAUUGGUUAUGUUCAAACCUAAACUCCCUAGAAACUGAGCUAGAUUAAUCUUUUUUAUUUUUAUGUUGGCCUACAUUCCCUCCCAAAAAUUCAUUAUUUGAGCUAUGAAUUUAAUUUUAAUUAUGUUUUAUAACUAACUAAUAAUAAAGACUUGAUAUGUUGGCCUA